AGUUACUGGCAAAACAAUAACCAUUACAAAAUUUGUGCUCGGAACAAUGUACAGGUUAUUAACAGAUGGUAGAAGGUGGGUGUUGUCCAGUCGGUGACUCUGACCAUCCAUCUCCAUUAUGGUGCUGUGCAGCAGCGUGCUGGCUGUGGCAUUCCUCCUGUCUCAGGCUGGGGGGUUCCUGCAGUCUUUGGAAGAGGACGCCCUUCCUACGGAGUGGGUGCUGCUCCACGUGGUGCAGGGCCACAUCGGGUCGGGCAAUUACAGCUACCUGCGGCUCAACCACGAUGGCAAGAUCAUCCUGCACAUGCGCAGCCUCAAGGGUGAUGCAGACCUGUACGUCUCUGACAAAACUCUGCGGCCCAGCUUCGACACCUACAAGCUGCAGUCGGUCACCUGUGGCCAGGACGUGGUCGUAGUGCCAGGAGACUUUGUGAGGCCCGUCGCACCAAGAGAGCGAGUUUGAGAUGAGGGUGUUUUACGAUCAGACUUCCCUCCAGGACCCGUUCGAUAAAAGGUCGUACCCCUCGGAGGAGGACCGGGGGAAGCAGAGAUACUCAGCUCCAGAGGAUGACUUCCAGGAAGAGGAGUCCAUCUUCUGGACUAUUUUAAUUGGGAUUCUGAAGAUUAUACUUGAAAUUUUGUUCUAAUAAAUGUGUGCUGCUGCUCUCUGCCAUGUGCAUUUAGAAUGAGGACACUUGUGGUGUAGGCAAGCUGAGCGCAUGAUGUUAAUCUAUCUGAGCCCGGUUUCCCAAAAACAUUUUAAGGCUAAGUUCAUCUUAGACCCAUAGGAUGCUUUUAGGAAACCUGGCAUUGGUGAUCUGAACAUUGGACUGAAAUUAACCUGAGGGGAAGAAGUGGAAAAUCAAAGGGAAUAUUUUUUUUCUUCCCGUAAUUCAAUUGAUUAAUGACAAAGGCAAUGCCGCUGUUGCUUGUCAAUCAACCUCUUGGCUGAGGCUUACCUCUGUGAAAAAAAUUAUUGAAUCAAACCACUAGUAUUUGCAUAUCUAUAUCAAUUAUGCCAUCUGAUUAAAUGAUUGGGUUAUGGUGAAUGACC
This is a messenger RNA of Salmo salar (Atlantic salmon), 1054 nucleotides long. It is a transcript of the gene cf120, whose product is annotated as CF120 protein. Lineage: Eukaryota; Metazoa; Chordata; Actinopteri; Salmoniformes; Salmonidae. The record is from RefSeq and is marked provisional.